AUGGUUGCCCCUGCACUAAUGUCUAAGGAGGUCAAAGAUAUUGGGUCCUCUUGUACUAUUGAGAGGGAGAUAAUCUUCUUUUGGAACGAUGUUGAUAUCUCUCCAUUGGAACACAGAAAGAUGGUAGUUUUGGAGACUUGUUCAUUACUGAAGAGGGAUUACAUGGCAUUCUUUCCUGACUCUUUCUCUCCUUACUUAUACUUCUACCUCCCCUUCAUUAAGGACAUGAGGCUUCUUUUUCAUUCUUCCACUUGCGAGGUGAAAGUUAUGAAAGUUCUUAACUUUAUGCAUUAUCGGUUGGCACCUUACAAUUGGGGUUUUGUUAAGGCAUUAGAAAUUAUGUGGCGAGGGUUGGAGGGAGAGGUGUUGGAGCUCAAGGUCAACUUGGUGGCAAACUCUAAUACCUAUUUCGGGCGUGCGAAGAAGAAAAUGUCCUUCUUCUACCCCAUAGUGGAUUUGAGCAUGUUGGAUAUCUUAAAGGUUAUCCAUAAUGGCCAACUGGUGGAUGACAAAGAGAUGUCCCCUUUCGUUUAUCCAAAUAUCCCUCAGUUGCGGGCUUCUAGGAUAGCCGUGAUGGCGAUAUGA
Molecule: messenger RNA, 585 nt
Organism: Vicia faba (fava bean)
Lineage: Eukaryota; Viridiplantae; Streptophyta; Magnoliopsida; Fabales; Fabaceae
Source: the annotation of a GenBank genome assembly